This is a messenger RNA of Penicillium oxalicum, 615 nucleotides long. RefSeq names its product RNase H1/viroplasmin domain-containing protein. NCBI's taxonomy places the organism in Eukaryota, Fungi, Ascomycota, Eurotiomycetes, Eurotiales, Aspergillaceae. The record is from RefSeq and is a predicted model, not a curated record. The transcript is spliced from 3 exons. Bases 1 to 615 code for a protein of 204 amino acids.
AUGCCACGACGCCGAGGGAACAAAGAAUACUACGCGAUCGUUACGGGGCGCGUCAAGGAGCCCACAAUAUAUUCAUCGUGGGGAGAUGCCCAUCCUCGCAUAACCGGGUGUGAAUCGAAAUACAAAAGCUGCUGGACCCUUCAAGAAGCACGCACCUAUAUGGAACGAAUGGGUGCGACCAAGGUGAAGGAGGUUAUUAAGAGCGGAGCGGGAGAAACGACUCCUUUGGGUGGAAAUGGAUUUUAUGCUGUCGCGAAUGGAAAAAGACCCGGCAUCUAUCCCUUUUAUUACGGCGAAAACGGUGCUGAGAAAGAAGUCACUGAAGAGAAAGGUUCAUGCCAUAAACGAUUUAGAACGAUGGCCCAAGCCGAAGCAUUUAUUGAAGAUUGGAAAGAAACAUACGCUCAAAUCUGGCAUGAAAUAAUAAAGAACGCAUUGGAUCGAGGCCACAGACCUCUCAAUAGUGAUGCUUUCAGACCUCACAAGAUGGGGUCGAUAAUUAACCUAUUUUUAUGCGAGGGUAGUGGAUGCUCUGAAGUUGACGACAUCACGGAAAUAACUAAGAGUCAGCUUUUAUUACAAGACAACAGAACAAACGAUAAGAAAACCGUUUGA